This is a messenger RNA of Lytechinus pictus (painted urchin), 2646 nucleotides long. RefSeq names its product testis-expressed protein 2-like. The record is from RefSeq and is a predicted model, not a curated record. Lineage: Eukaryota; Metazoa; Echinodermata; Echinoidea; Temnopleuroida; Toxopneustidae. Gene Ontology annotation, molecular function: lipid binding. Gene Ontology annotation, cellular component: endoplasmic reticulum. The transcript is spliced from 4 exons. Bases 232 to 2643 code for a protein of 803 amino acids.
CACAUUGCAUUAAAAUUGGCAACGCAUCGUUGUUUUUUCCUCUACCGUACCGUACCAUUUUUCUCUGCUGCUAUACCGUAUCUUGUGUUUACAUUUCGCGAUGAUACCCGGACAUAAAAAUGAGAUAGGAAGUGGUCUAUUGACGGGCUUUGCAUAAUCAUAAGGCAGUUGUGUGCCAUAUGAGAGGAUAAAGGCAAGUUUUAGCUACUUUAAUAGGUAAAUGGAAAGAAGAUGAGUACUGAAAAGAAACCAAAGCCUCCUAGGCCACCUGCACCCAACCUAGCUGCAAAGAAAAACAUUAAGAAGCAAGCGUCCUCCGGGUUGUCAUUCAGCUUCAAUGACUUAAAGGCAGUAGACAGUGAUGAAGAUGACAAGAGCUUUACUUCUUUCACAAAACCUGAACGGGACACUCAUAUUUCUGAUCCAGCAAAAGUAAAAGAGUUGAAACCUUUGACAACUGCUAGUCAUGACUUCAAAACCAAAGAGAUGAAGCCUUUGACUCAUUCUAGUAAUGGUGCCAUGCUUGGAGAGCCCCUGUCUCUUCAAAAGGAAGACAGGGACUCAUCAUUUGAGGACAUCUUUGAUGCUGUCAACUGUCUCCCAAGUUCAAAACCAGUAGCUGUAUCCAAACCAGUGACAGAGCAGGUUAGGAAAGUACAAGAAGAGAUCGAAAGGUCAUCCCCACCGAGAAGUAGCACCAGCACUGAGAACAGGGAGAGCGAUAACAUUAAAAGCAAACCAAAGCUCCAAAAGGGAGGGUCAGGCAUUUUGAAAGUUGCAACAGAAGUCCUCGAGGAGACAGAAAAUGAAUCUUUCAAGUUGCCAUCAGAUUCACAGGAAGCGCUUGCAGAUCCUUUGAGCUUCCUCGAUAAGGUCAUGGAAGACCAACUAGGUAGUGGCUUCGAGGAUGAUGAUAGCAGUCUUGGAAAGGGUAGUCUUUUGAGGAAAAGAAGACAAAGUGGGAAUGGCAAGAAGAAGAUCCUUCAGCAGCAGCCUCGUACAAAGAGUUUGGAUGCUGACAUGGGUCAAAACAAUGGAAAGGUGGAGCAGGAGGAUUCAAUGGAUAUUAACCCAUGCUACUUCAAUGUCCCUACCCCUGCAGAGCUAAAGGAUGAACCAGUAAGACGGCCGGACAGUAUUCCCACCUCAAGAUCAGGUCCAAAGUCCAAAACCAAAGCGAUGUCUCUCUCUGGUCUUCUGGCCUCCCCAGACAUCACUGAAGAAGACAAUGAAAAACCAAGCUCCAGUGUCAACUCUGAUGGCUUCCAAACUCCAGACAUGCCACCAGAUGACAACGACUGGGUAACCAUUGACAAGAAAGCUCCAGCAGGCACAUCUAGUCCUCCGUCAUCCAGCCAGCUCCUGUCACCAGAAGAAGAGAAGAAAACUGUCCAAGCAACUCCUCAAGGUCUUCAUCCAUCUUUGCCUUUCUAUACCCUCUACACUUUGACAUUCCUAACUUUCCUGUACUACAUUUUCCCUUUGCCAACUUACAUCACUGGCUUCCUAACUGGCCUCCUUUGUUCCUUCUACCUUGUGUUGUUCUUGAUCUGGAUGAACCUGCCACCAACAGACAACUCUUUCAAGGAGACCGAUGGUACUGAUGGAGAUACCCUUGUCAUCCCAGGGCCUCGCCUGACUGCUUCCAAGGUCAGGACCAAAGAACAAGAGAAAGUCACCUUGAAGACUGCCCAGGAUUGCUACCAUUAUAUUGAACUACCAACCAUCGAAGAGGGCUGGAUGAAUGAAUUAUCCACUCCAUAUGAUCCUGAAACAUAUCACGUCAAUCAAACACAUUCCAUCUUUGUGCGUCUCGAAGGCCACACCCUGAGACUGUCCAAGCCAAAGCAGAAUAUUGCUCGAAGGGCAAUGUUCGAUGAGCCUACACCCCGUCCAGAAUUCAUUCACCAACGUAUCUACGACAUACGGGGAAGCCACGUUUACCUGCAACCAGAGGGUCUCGUGAAGAAGAGGUUGUGGAGCAAGAAAUAUCCAUUAUUUAUAGAGCUACCAAAGAAGGGAUUAUCUGUUGAGAAGAAGGACGUUUCACCCCCUGAUGAUGGGACAGCUCAGGGUAUGGGCUUUGAUGUCGUCAAGAAAGACGAAUGCGACGACAAGGUCUUGGUGUUGUUCGCAAGGACAGGUCGCGAGAAAGAGGAAUGGUUUUGGAAAUUUGAGGCAGCUGCAGUCGCUAACCGAGUCCGUCCAAUCCAAACACUCCACAAGAAGGUGUUUCUUGUGGGUAAUGACUUCAUCGGGGAAGAUGGGAACCCGGUGUACAGGGGUGACCCUGAUGACAUGACAUCCCGCAAAUCCAUGGUGGACUUCUUCAAGUUUCUUGCCAAGGUAAUGCCCAAGGAGAAGGAUGUCAAGGAACUCAUAGUCCAGGACGUAAAAGCCAAAGCAGGAGGGGUAACCUAUGCCAGUCCCGGUCGUAGACCUGGCAAAAGUGGGUCAGAGCGGGAACCGAGUAGCAUUCCAGGUGCAAUCAGCAAUGAUGCCCCUGUUGCUUGGGUCAACGCUGUCAUAGGGAGAUUCUUCUGGGACUUCUUGAGGGAACAGCAGUGGGCAGACCUCAUCCAGACCAAGCUACAAAAGAAGCUUUCCAAAUUAAAGGUAAAUGAAAUUUGCUUUAUGUUAUAAUAU